This is a messenger RNA of Fraxinus pennsylvanica, 717 nucleotides long. The record is from the annotation of a GenBank genome assembly. NCBI's taxonomy places the organism in Eukaryota, Viridiplantae, Streptophyta, Magnoliopsida, Lamiales, Oleaceae.
AUGAGCGGCAUCUACGGUGGUUAUUCCCCACGGGAGAAUUGGCAUAUUGGACAGGACGACUGGAUUGAACGACAACCAUAUAUAGGAGACUAUCAUCCAGCACAUAGAUCCCUGCCUGGAUACGACGAGUGGAAUGAAUUGGGGACAUUUCUUAUAGACUCUCGUCCAGCAAGGAGAACUCUGAUUCAUAGAGCACCUUCACAAAGUAUAAGGGAUGACAUACUGACGGGACGACGUUCUGGCAGAGUCAGCCCUUCGCCACCAGCGCUAACUUAUUCUCCCGAGAGAUUCCUACUCAUCGAAAAUGAUACUGCGCGAAAUACCUAUCCCUCGUAUAGACAGCAUGUACCUGAUUCUCCACCUCCAAGGCACUAUCAGCCACAGUACUCACCACCCUCUGCGCUGGAGUCGAGAUUUACAAAAGAAGAGUGCUUGAGUAAGCUGAGAAAAGUAAUGAUAUUUAAUCCACAUCUGAGUAAUAUUGUGAGGAGAAUGGGAAUGAAGAAUAAAACUGAUAGCACAAACCAAUCCGGAGAAAGUAGGAAUUUUCAGGACACUGAUGGUAGAAGGUGUGCCAUUUGCUUGGAUGAUUUCGACUCCAAACAGUUCGUGAUGCUCACUCCAUGCGAUCAUAUGUUUCAUGAGGAUUGCAUAGUGCCAUGGGUGAAGAGUGAAGGAAAGUGCCCUGUUUGUAGAUUUGUGAUUUGCAGGAAAUAG